Molecule: messenger RNA, 136 nt
Organism: Dentiscutata heterogama
Lineage: Eukaryota; Fungi; Glomeromycota; Glomeromycetes; Diversisporales; Gigasporaceae
Source: the annotation of a GenBank genome assembly
UGAUCCACAAUUUCUUCAAGCUCUUCAGAAAGUACUCUCAGUUAACUUAACACAAGAAGAGAAUUGCCUUGCUCUUGACAAAGCCUUAGAAACACUUGGAGUAAAGUUUCUAAAAGAGAACAUGACUGUCGAGUAA